Molecule: messenger RNA, 1326 nt
Organism: Enterobius vermicularis (human pinworm)
Lineage: Eukaryota; Metazoa; Nematoda; Chromadorea; Rhabditida; Oxyuridae
Source: the annotation of a GenBank genome assembly
AUGUUCGUCAGUGGAGUUGAUCGAGUGAAACCGACACUUACAGUUGUGUCUGAAGCAGCAGCAAUGGCUCAAGGAAUCGGGACUGUUGUCCUUGUCGAUUGCAGUGAGGGGGAUGGAAAAAAAUUGUGCAAGAAGCUAAAGUUCACGCCAAAGACUUUCUUAUUAAAACAUUAUCACAAUGGAGAAUUUCACAAAGACUACGACAGACAGUUGGUGGCAAAAAGCAUUUACCGAUUUCUAAAGGAUCCAACAGGCGACAUUCCUUGGGACGAAGAUCCAACUGCUGUUGAUGUCGCUCACCUUGCGAACAAAGCUGAGUUGCGAAAGUUGGUUGCUUCAGAAAAGCGGGCGUUAGUGUUGUUUUACACACCAUGGUGUGGUUAUUGCAAACGGCUUAAACCGCAGUUCAGUCUUUUGGCUUCUGAAAUUAAAAAAAAGGUGGCAUUAGCUGGUAUGGAUCUUACACAAGAGGGUAAUGAUGAAGUUGGAAGGAUGUAUGAGAUUGAGAGGUACCCAACUAUGGAAUAUUUUGAGGCUGGCAAGCAUAAGUUCCGUUAUCCUGGCGAGAAUACAAAGGUUCUCCUGUUAAGGAAAGGUAGCAAGUUUAAACGUAUUGUUUCUAAGGAAGCUAUUGCGGCAUGGUUAGAGAAUCCGACAGCAAAACUUGUUUCGGAGGAACAAAACGACGGUGAGAGCGCUUGGUCUGAAGUACCUUCUGAGGUAACGCAUCUGACGGACAAAAGUUUCAGUGGCUUUAUCGCCGAAAGAAAGAGUGUGUUGGUCAUGUUUUACGCACCGUGGUGUGGACACUGUAAAAAGGCGAAACCCCUAUAUAUGGCUGCAGCGAAGCGGUUAAAGGACGAUGGCGUCAAUGGAUUUCUAGCUGCUGUUGAUGCUACAGUUAAUGCGAAUCUUGCUACUGAAUACAAUAUAGAGGAAUACCCGACAUUCUGUUACUUUAAGAAUGGAAAAUUUGCUUGGAAAGUUAAUGAAUAUACCGAAGAAGGGUUUUACAAAUAUAUGAAAAAUCCCGUUGAGCCUCCACCUCCAGAAUUACCGUGGAAAGAACAGCCGGGGCAUGUAUUACACUUGAGUGCAGAAAACUUCAAAUCAGACCUCAAGAAGAAGAAGAGCUCUCUGGUUAUGUUCUACGCCCCAUGGUGUGGGCACUGUAGGAAAGUGAAACCCUUGUUUACGGAAGCUGCUGAAAAGGUCGCUGAAGACGAGAGGGUUGGGUUCGCAGCUGUUGACUGCACAACAGAAACUUCACUUUGCAACGAAUACGAAGUCAAAGUGAAAAAAAUUUUUGAUAAAAUCUUCUCUUAA